This is a messenger RNA of Mesorhabditis belari, 1518 nucleotides long. NCBI's taxonomy places the organism in Eukaryota, Metazoa, Nematoda, Chromadorea, Rhabditida, Rhabditidae. The record is from the annotation of a GenBank genome assembly.
AUGUUAAAUGGCGGUACCACGAGCCUCUUAUUGCUUGUCGGGAUCGCUAUUGUUUCAUGGACGGUUUUUGAAUUGAAAUCAAUCCAAAAUCAACUCACCGAUCCGCUUCAAUAUUGCCUACAACUCGCCUUGCAAAUACAAUCAACGAAAGUACCACAAGAGCUUCAACAACAAUCCGUUCAACAGCUGCCAAUUGCUUGGAUCGAUGGACCUGGAGAGAAUCUAGAAGCCACCUACAUGAAACACAUAUUUGAAGUCUUUCGUUUACUUGGAUAUCAUGUGAUUACGGGACCUCAACCGCUAAAUGUUCAAUGGGAUGUGAUGUGGACUCACGAGUUCCCGUUUAGCAAUGAUUUGUAUAGACAUCACAUCCAUGGAGCUUCGCCCGAUCAACUCAUCAAUCAUGUACCUGGAUCGGGAUUUUAUACAAGUAAGGUGGCUCUUGCAACGGCGAAUAUCUCGAUUGGUGUCCCACAAGCAUUUCAGUUACCAUAUGAAAAGGAGAAGUUCAUCGAGUUUGCUAAGGAAAACCCCGACUACCUUUGGGUUCAAAAAGACAACAAUCAUCGAAAUAUCGAGAUCAAAUUAUUGACUGAGAUUGAUUUCGAGAAACCCGAGAGUUUCGUUCAGCGAUUCGUCGACAAUCCACUUUUAAUCGAUAACCGUAAAUUUGACAUCGGUAUUUACACGGUGAUCACCUCAUUGCGUCCUCUCAAAGUCUACAUCUUGGAUGAGGGAUUGUUACGCUUUUGUCCUGAAGACUAUCAUCCAUUUGAUCAAAAGAAAGUCGAUAAAUACGUGGUCGGCGAUGAUUACACACCGAUUUGGGAGAUGUUCUCCCUAAAAUCGUAUUACAUUGGUGAAAGGUUAAACUUCAAAAAUUCUCUCAACGCCUAUUUGAAAGCUCAAGGGAAAAGCCCGGAAAUGAUUUGGAAUCAAAUCAGAAAAAUCAUUGCUGAAGUUUUCUAUCAACAACAAGAGAAAAUGUUGACCGUUUUCGAAUCCACGACUUUAGGACCUCGAUUUUUUGAGUUGAGUCGCUUCGAUUUCAUUGUCGAUGAUGAAUUGAAUGUUUACUUAAUGGAGGCAAACAUGUCCCCAAAUCUCUCGAGUGGUCACUUCAAAGAGAAUCAAAUCCUCUAUGAACAGGUGCUAAUGAACAUUUUCUCCCUGAUCGGCGUCGAGAAACACAUCAAGAAAAAUGAAAUGAACUACUUAAAAUCUCGAGGCGGUCUCUGGAAUUCAUUCAUUUCCGAUCGAGAUCUCUCGAUUUCAAUUCCAGAAUGCGCGACUGAGAUUUGCUCGGAUUGUCAGAACCAAGAGAAAUGCGAUCUGUGCACGCAUUGUUGGUCGAAUGAUUUCCUCGAGAUUCUCCGUGAAACUACCAGAGAACAUCAAUUUCGCAGAAAUAUGUUCAGAAUUGAUUUUUCACAUAAAAACUUGAAGACCAAAGAGGAUGAACUUCUUCAGAAAUGGUUCAUGAAAAAGUGUGAGGAGAGAAUUGAUUGGUGUCCUUUG